This is a messenger RNA of Chaetura pelagica (chimney swift), 2136 nucleotides long. RefSeq names its product DNA cross-link repair 1C (gene DCLRE1C). The transcript is spliced from 14 exons. Gene Ontology annotation, biological process: protection from non-homologous end joining at telomere; interstrand cross-link repair; double-strand break repair via nonhomologous end joining. Gene Ontology annotation, molecular function: damaged DNA binding; 5'-3' DNA exonuclease activity. The record is from RefSeq and is a predicted model, not a curated record. Lineage: Eukaryota; Metazoa; Chordata; Aves; Apodiformes; Apodidae. The coding region runs from base 1 to 2136 and encodes 711 amino acids.
AUGAGCCGGUUCGGGGGUCGCGUUCGCGAGUACCCCGGGGUGUCCAUCGACCGCUUCGCCCGCGACAACCUGCGGGCGCGCGCCUACUUCCUGUCGCACUGCCACAAGGAUCACAUGAAGGGGCUGCGGGCGACGGCCAUGAAGAGGCGCCUGGAGGGCAGUUUGAAAGUUAAAUUAUAUUGCUCACCAGUAACUAAGGAACUGCUGCUGACUAGCUGGAAAUACAAGUUUUGGGAGAAUCACAUUGUUGCAUUGGAAGUUGAAACUCCAACUCAGAUUUCUUUAAUAGAUGAAACAUCUGGUGAGAAAGAAGAUAUAGAAGUGACACUUCUACCAGCUGGUCACUGUCCAGGAUCAGUCAUGUUUUUGUUUGAAGGUGAAAAUGGCACUGUGCUGUAUACAGGGGAUUUCAGGCUUGCAAAAGGAGAAGCAGCCAGGAUGGAGCUUUUGCAUUCAGGGACUAGAGUAAAAGACAUCCAGAGUGUGUAUUUGGACACCACUUUCUGUGAUCCCAAAUAUUAUCAUAUACCAAGCCGGGAGGAAUGUUUAAGUGGGAUCUUGGAGUUGGUGCGAAGCUGGACCUCACUGAGUCGCUAUCACGUGGUGUGGCUGAAUUGCAAAGCUGCUUAUGGAUAUGAAUAUUUAUUCAUAAACCUCAGUGAGGAGCUGGGAUUCAGGGUGCAUGUGAACAAACUUGAUAUGUUUAGAAACAUGCCAGAAAUCCUCUACCAUGUCACUACAGAUCGACACACUCAGAUUCAUGCCUGUCGACAUCCUCGGGAUGAUGAAUGCUUUCGAGGGAACAGACUGCCCUGUGGGAUGACUUGCCAAAAUGGAACUCCCUUGCACAUAAUCAGCAUCAAACCCUCCACUAUGUGGUUUGGAGAAAGGAACAAGAAAGGCAGUGUAAUAGUGAGGACUGGAGAGAGUACAUACAGAGCUUGUUUCUCUUUCCACUCUUCAUACAGUGAGAUUAAGGAUUUCCUGAGCUAUAUCUGUCCUGUGAACGUGUAUCCCAAUGUACUGCCACUGGGUGGGACAGAAGACAAAGUUAUGGAAAUUUUAAAGCCAUUAUGCAGGUCCUACAGGAGAAACAUGGAACCCAGGUACAAGCCCUUAGGAACACUGAAGAGAGUCCACAAGAGAGACUCAUCUGAUACAGAUGAAGAUGACCUCUUUGAUGCAGAAUCAACUUCUGCAAGGCCUAAAAUUCCAAAACAGCAUAGGGAAGAGAGCAGGCCCUCCAGAACAGGACAAGCUGAAAAUGCUGAAGGAAACAUUAAUGAGAGCAGAGAAAGUUACAAAGCAACCACAGCUUACACCUCCCUGAAGGUAGACUUCAUGGACUGUGAGGAAUCAAAUGAUGAUGAUGAUGAAGAUGAUGAUGAAGAAGAAUCUGAAAAAAAUACAUCUCAAGUUCUUUCCCCUGAGACAGAUGCCACUUCCACAUCAAAUUUUAAUGGAGGAACUAGUGACCAACAGGAGUCUAAUGACAACAUCCCUCGCUGGGAUACAUUUUUUAAGUGUAACAAACUAGAAGAAAGCUCUGAAAAUGAGGACAACUUCCCAUCUUCAGCAGAUGCUGGUGGGUCCCAAUCACUCUUCAGUGAUUCAGAUGGAGUAAGUGACUCAACACACAUCUCCUCCCAAAAUUCUUCUCAGUCAACUCACAUCUCAGAGCAGGGGAGCCAGGGCUGGGAUAGUCAAAUGGACACAGUACUCAUUACCUCCCAGGAGAGAAAUGCCUUGGACAUGAGCUGCUUCAGCAAAGGUGGGAGCAGAACAGUGGUUUCUGCAUGGCAGGACACUGCCAAGGACAGUCAACCUGACAGCAGUAGGUGGAAGCCAUUGGGUCAAAACAGACCUUGUGCCCAUGUUGUUGUCUGUGACUUGAAAAGCAAAGACUGUGAGAAAGACGCAGAAACUGCCACUGGUGACAUUCAAGAUGUGUUGGUGGAAGUAAGUGACAACCCCAGGACUCCUGAUCCAGAACUGAUGAGAGACUCCCAGAGCUCCUCUGACUUCGAAAUUCCCAUGACUCCUGGUGCUGAAGCACCUAAGCCAGAUAAGCUGUACUGUUUGUAUCAGAAGCUAGCAGCAGGAGAAUGCAUACUCAGUGAAAAAAAGGGCUCCUGA